AUGCCAUCAAAGACAAAUAAUAAUAAUAAUAAUAAUGAUACAAAUGUAUCAUCAAGUCAAAAAAACACAUCAGAUAAUACUGUACAAAGUACUAAUAGUCAACAACGACAACAAUCUCAGAAUUUAAAUAACAACAAGGAAGAAAAAAGUAAUAGUCAACGUAUUGACGGUGGUGAAUCAAGUUUAAAACCUGUACGACGUACAAAACGAGCUGGAUUAAUCUUUCCUGUUCAUCGAAUUCAUCGUCUUUUACAAGAAGCCAAUUAUCCUAUUCAAAUUCGUGAUGGUACUGCUGUAUAUAUGGCUGGUGUAAUUGAAUAUUUAGUUGCCGAAGUUGCUGAAUUAGCAGGUAAUGCUGCUCGAGACAAUAAACGACAUCGUAUUACACCUCGUCAUAUUUUUUUGGGUAUUCAUAAUGAUGAAGAAUUGAAUAAAUUAUGUGAAAAUGUCACUAUUGCUUCUGGUGGUGUCAUGCCUAAACUUCAUCAAGUAUUACUUCAAACGAAGAGUAGUAAAAAAUCAAAUUCAAAGAAACGAGGUAAUACAAGUGGUACCGAUGGCGAUACAACAAUUAAUAGUAUUGAUAAUAAUGAAGAUUCAAUGGAUGAAUAA
This is a messenger RNA of Rotaria sordida, 612 nucleotides long. NCBI's taxonomy places the organism in Eukaryota, Metazoa, Rotifera, Eurotatoria, Philodinida, Philodinidae. The record is from the annotation of a GenBank genome assembly.